Molecule: messenger RNA, 1265 nt
Organism: Vespa mandarinia (Asian giant hornet)
Lineage: Eukaryota; Metazoa; Arthropoda; Insecta; Hymenoptera; Vespidae
Product: 2-aminoethanethiol dioxygenase
Cellular component (GO): mitochondrion
Molecular function (GO): oxidoreductase activity, acting on single donors with incorporation of molecular oxygen, incorporation of two atoms of oxygen
Source: RefSeq, a predicted model, not a curated record
UUUUUGUUUUUAUAAAUAUUUGACACAAAUAAUUGCACGAAAAAAUAAAAAGAAUGUAAUGAUGAAGAAAGAAAGAUGUGAAUUGUUGUAUUGCUGUUCAUUGUUUUAAAUUAUUUUUGUCAUAUUAUUUUCGAUGGCAGCAAUAGUAGUAGAUCUUUACAUUCAUAUUUAAUUUGAUUAACCUCUAUGUGAAAUUAUUUUCACAAGCGUUUUUAGAAUUGUUUAAAGAUAUUCAUUCGUUCAAUAACAUUUGAGACUGUACAUAAGAAUUAAUAUAAAAAAAAAUUUUCCUAACAAGAUAUAAAUUUGGUUAUGAGAAUUUGUUUAAAAAGAUACAGAAUUCGUGUAAAACAGUUAUUUCGAGAGUGAUCCCUUUUAACCAUGAGUUCCGCAAUACAAAUAUUAUGGAAACAAGCAUUAAAAACAUUUGGCAGUAGAAGAAAUGCAGGUUAUAAACUAUAUCAACAAAACUUCGAUAAUUUGUGGAGUCUAAUCAAUAAAAUCACUGCAGAAGAUGUGAAGGUAGACAAACAAAUUCUUGAUUUUGUAAAGGUACAAUCUGCUCCGAUGUGCGUUAUUGUUGUUUUUGAAAAUAAAGAUAUGACUAUUGCAAUCUUUAUGUUAAAACAUGGUGUUACAAUGCCUAUGCAUGAUCAUCCAAGAAUGCAUGGCUUUCUCAAGGUAAUCAGUGGUACUGUUGAAAUAAACAGUUUUACUUUAAAGACCAAUGGUGAUCAUAUAAAAAUGAAUGAAGAAAUAAAAGCAUUUAGGCACAAACCUGUAAUACUCCACAAGAAUUCCCCUGCUUGUGUACUCACACCGCAGGAUAAAAACUUGCAUGAAAUUUCAUGCAUAGAAGGACCAGCUGCAUUUUUAGAUAUACUUAGUCCCCCUUAUGGUGUAGAUGAUUCUGGAAAAGGUCCUGGACCAUGUACUUUUUUCAAAACAGUUAAUUCCAAACCUUGCACAGAUUCAGGAGAUAUUAUUGAAGAAGUUCAAUUGGUAAUUACAGAAAAACCACCAGGCUUUUAUUCGCAUAAUCUCAAAUAUACAGGGCCACCUUUGAUGUGAUAAUGUAUACCUAUUUCUAUCACAUCUUUUAGUUUAUAGAAAUAUGUAUUUUUUACAUAUUAAUAGUAUUUACUUACAAAAGGGUAUUUGUACAAAUAUAAGUUAUUCAAUUUACAUUAUUGUAAACAAAACUAUUUUCAUUCAUUUGCAUUUAAAUGAAAUGUGUUUAUGUAUAUAUACAUAUUUAUGUCAAU